This is a messenger RNA of Cryptotermes secundus, 989 nucleotides long. RefSeq names its product hemolymph lipopolysaccharide-binding protein. The record is from RefSeq and is a predicted model, not a curated record. The transcript is spliced from 5 exons. The coding region runs from base 93 to 803 and encodes 236 amino acids. Lineage: Eukaryota; Metazoa; Arthropoda; Insecta; Blattodea; Kalotermitidae.
CCGCAUUAAUUAUUUAAAUACGAGGGGCAGAGUACUAUAAAAGACACGAUACAGUAGAUGUUGCAUAGAACACCGCUCCUGUUCGAGUUACCAUGGCAACCACGAGGAUCUUUUCGUUGCUGCAGAUAUUGCUGAUGGCUCUUUUGUGCCGUGCCACCAGCAUUCGUGAUCCACUUCUCGUGGCAGAGACCUCCACCUCGGCAGCCGCUCUCACGCAGACCCAGGGACCAGCUCUCGACUCACCUAAAAUCACUGUGCUAGUCACAUAUCGCAGGAACCAGACGGGCCACCUAGUGGCACAGGUCAAACUGGAGGAUGGUGAUAACAAGGGGCAGACCAGCUCGGCCCAGACUGAGACAGCAUCUAAUUCCAAAGCCUCAGUCGCCAACUCCGCACCAGGACAACAGCAACUCUCCGAUGUUAUACGCUACAGCUUCCACACGACUGGCAAGACCUGGGAUGAAGCAAGGCGUAUCUGUGACCAGGAGGGAAGUCAUCUCGCUGUCAUAAACUCGGAAACCGAGUGGAGAGUUCUGCAUGAUUUAUAUGCCUUGGCGCCAGUCAUUAAUGAUGUAGUCACAAGCAGCUGGGCUUUCAUUGGCUUGCAUGACCGAUUCGUUGAAGGCGAAUUCCUCACGAUACAAGGGAAACCUCUGGAAAGCACGGGAUUCGCACUUUGGGAUUCCCCAGAGCCCAACAACCUUAAUGGAAAUGAGAACUGCGGAAGCAUAUCGCGAUACGGCCAUUUGAACGACGUCUACUGUUCGUAUAGACUGGCCUUCUUCUGCGAACAGGAGUCCUGACGUCACUUUCCAACAUCCCUGAAAAUUCGUGGGCAGUCAUUCUAUAGUGUUGCCUUUCAGUAAUGGAAUUCAAAGCUGUGUUUAAUGAUGAAUAGUUAGUAUAUUUCACUCUAUGUAUCCACAUGUAAUUACAAUCAUAAAACGACUCAAAUAUAUUGCAUGAACUGUCAAACAAAAGACAAUAAA